Messenger RNA from Alternaria postmessia, 1539 nucleotides. RefSeq lists its product as uncharacterized. The coding region runs from base 1 to 1539 and encodes 512 amino acids. NCBI's taxonomy places the organism in Eukaryota, Fungi, Ascomycota, Dothideomycetes, Pleosporales, Pleosporaceae. Gene Ontology annotation, biological process: transmembrane transport. The transcript has a single exon. The record is from RefSeq and is a predicted model, not a curated record. Gene Ontology annotation, molecular function: transmembrane transporter activity.
AUGUGGGGAAGGAAAAUGCCUAUGAUGGCUGCUGUGGCCGUCUUUGCUGUCGGUUCUGCAAUCUGUGGUGGUGCGCAUAAUGGCGCUGUACUGAUUGCUGGACGAAUCGUCCAAGGCCUGGGAACGGGCGGCAUCGAUCUAUUCGCUGAGAUGAUUCUCUGUGACAUUGUCCCCCUGAGAAAGAGAGGCCCGUACUUGGCUAUCAAACACGUUACUUUCGCUAUUGGCACCACUCUCGGUCCGCUCCUUGGAGGUGUUUUCGCAGAGCACGGCUGGAGAUGGUGUUUUCUCAUAAACAUACCGGUUUGCGCCAUCUCCUUGGUGGUAAUCUGGCUAUGGUUAAAUGUCGGUGGUGGUAUUGACACUGCCGAAGUAUCCGUCAAGGAGGAAUUGAAGAAGGUCGACUACGUGGGAAGCGGCAUGCUCACUGGCUCCGUCCUCAUGCUACUCGUCGCACUCAGCACAGGCGGCGCACCAAGACCUUGGUCUCACUCCUCCGUGGUCGUUCCAAUGAUAUUUGGUGUCCUUGGGCUGGUAGGAUUCGGCUUCUGGGAACGCUGCUCCUACUGCAAAUACCCCAUUAUGCCACCCCAUAUCUUCUCGAACCGCACCACCAACAUCGCCUUUGCACUCACCACCAUGCACGGCUUCAUAACCUACGGCUUCCAAUUCUACCUCCCACCCUUUUUCCAAGCCGUCAAGGGCUCCUCGCCUACACAAUCGGGUGUAGAAGUCAUGCCCACAACCCUCGUCGUCGUCGUUCUAGCAGCAGUCGGUGGCCCCUUACUGAGCUUCUGGGGCAGAUACAAACCCAUGCACAUUGUCGGAUUCUCCCUGACAACCCUCGGCUUAGGCCUCUGCACACUUCUCGAAGCCAGCACCUCGAUCAGCGUUUGGCUUACCCUCCAACUCGUCACAGCAGCAGGUCUCGGCAUAGUUAUCAGCACUAUGCUUCCUGCUGUUCAGGUAAAGCUUCCUGAGUCUACGACUGGUGCGAGUGCAGGCUCCUGGGCUUUUCUUCGUGGCACGGGUUCACUCUUUGGUGUCGCGAUUCCUGGUGCCGUCUUUAACGUCCGCUUCGCUUGCCUUCUCCAAACAAUCUCUUCUGAAUCUGCCCGCGCUAAACUUGCCAACGGGCAAGCCUACCAACGCGCAACCGCUUCUUUCAUCGCCACACAAGCUACAUCCCCAAUAAUCAAGGUUGAGAUUGUCAACGCCUUCACCAAGAGUCUCAAGUGUGUGUGGAUCGUUUUCGCUAUACUCGCUGGCCUGGGCUUCUGCUUGACAUGGUUUGAGAAGGAGUAUAAGAUGCGCCAGGAGCUUAACACGGCAUAUGGGCUCAAGCCAAAGAAGGUGGCGGGUAGCGCGAAGGCCAGUCCUAGCGGAAUGGAUACGGGCGUUGUCACACCUGAGAAUAUUGACGAGGAGGAACUGGGUACAAAACCUAUCGGAUUAAUGGCUGCGGACAAUCGACGUCUGUUCGAAAUGGAUGACAAUAUUAAGCUAGGAGACAUUAGGGGAAGAGCGGGGGAAGUAUGA